Molecule: messenger RNA, 702 nt
Organism: Dibothriocephalus latus
Lineage: Eukaryota; Metazoa; Platyhelminthes; Cestoda; Diphyllobothriidea; Diphyllobothriidae
Source: the annotation of a GenBank genome assembly
AUGAGCGAGAUCAAGGUCGCGAGUAGACCGCACUCCAAAGAAUAUGUCCUCGAGAAAUAUCAGAUGCUUCGUUUUGAAGCCAACUCUUCCGUUAGUAUAGUUUUGGUAUCCGGAAUGGCAGAAAUAUUUGGCACAGAGAUUGUUUGUGGAACGGAUCUUCUUUUAGAGGCAGGCCAGCGUGGAACUAUCGUAACAUUCCAUGGUUGCAAAAUCGCAGUCAAGGAUCAGGGUUUGGCGGCGUACAUCAUGACGGCUGCAGAAGACCAGGAGAUCCCCCAUGUUUUCAUUAACAUUCAUGCAAAUUUGGAGGCAGCGAGGAAAAAAGCUAUCGAAACGCAGUCAAGAGGACCCCGCGUUCUCAUAUGCGGACAAGAAAGUGUGGGGAAGUCUACCCUGUGUCGAACCUUAGUAAAUUAUGCAACUCGAAAGAAUGCAAAGCCUAUUCUAGUUGAUGUUAACGUCAGUUUAAACCAAGUUUGUAUACCGACGACGAUGGCCGCCAUGGCUGUUACCAAGCCGUAUGAUUUGUACGAGGGCUGGGGUCUCGAAGAAGAUCCACUCGUCUUUUGUUUCGGUCAUCUAGAUCCGGCUGCCAACCUUAACCUCUUUCGAGAACAGGUAAAUUUUUCAACCAUACCGGAAUUUACUAUGAUAAUAAUUGUGAUCUUCCAAGAAGACCGCAGAUCUUUCGCAGACAUUUAA